Molecule: messenger RNA, 4509 nt
Organism: Merops nubicus (carmine bee-eater)
Lineage: Eukaryota; Metazoa; Chordata; Aves; Coraciiformes; Meropidae
Product: sorbin and SH3 domain-containing protein 1-like
Exons: 24
Biological process (GO): cell-substrate adhesion
Cellular component (GO): cell-substrate junction; nucleus; cytoplasm
Molecular function (GO): protein binding
Source: RefSeq, a predicted model, not a curated record
AAUACAGACAGAUCAAAGGACUGGUACAAGACAAUGUUCAAACAGAUCCACAAGAUAAAUAGAGACACUCCUGAAGAAAACCCUUAUUGCCCUACCUACAUAUUUCCUGAACUUCCUGAAAUCCAGCAAAAAACUGAAGAAGACAAUCCUUAUUCUCCUACAUACCAGUUUCCUGCGUCUACUCCUAGUCCUAUCUCUGAAGAUGAAGAUUCUGAUUCAUACUCUCCUCGUUAUUCCUAUUCUGAGGACAGCAGAACCCAGCUUUCAGUUCCCCGCUCUAAGAGUGAGAUGGACCACAUUGAUUCAGAGAAGGUUGUUAAGAGGUCUGCCACUUUGCCACUGCCAAACCGUACCUCAUCGCUGAAAUCCAGCCCAGAAAGGACUGACUGGGAGCCUCCAGACAAGAAGGUGGACACCAGAAAAUACCGUGCAGAGCCCAGGAGCAUUUAUGACUACCAGCCAGGAAAGUCCUCGGUUCUGAACAAUGAAAAGAUGACUCGGGAUAUAAGCCCAGAAGAGAUAGAUUUAAAGAAUGAACCUUGGUAUAAAUUCUUUUCGGAAUUGGAGUUUGGGAAACCGCCUCCAAAAAAGAUUUGGGAUUAUACUCCUGGAGAUUGCUCUAUCCUUACUAGAGAGGAUAGAAAGACUGAUCUAGAAAAAGACCUCUACCUCUACCAGACUGAGUUAGAGGCAGAUUUAGAAAAAAUGGAGAAGCUUUAUAAAGCGCCACAUAAAAAGCCACAGAAGAAUACAGCAGGUGUUACUCCUCUGGAAACUUCCACAGACUAUUCUUCCUACUCCACGUACUCACCCAACUACCAUGCAGUGAAGAAAGAGUCAGAAGCAGCACUGGGGGACCCUGCUGGCUUGGAGAAUGAAAGACAAAUUUACAAGAGUGUGCUGGAAGGUGGAGAUAUCCCAUUCCAGGGGCUGAGUGGUCUCAAGCGACCUUCUAGCUCUGCUUCCACAAAAGUGGAUCGUAAAGGUGGGAAUGCUCAUAUGACUGCACCCUCUUCAGUUCAUAGCCGAACCUUUAACGCUAGUCAUGCCGGUAUGUUAGGUCACGCAUGUAAACAUAAGAAGCCCUUAUCAGCUGCAAAAGCCUGCAUUACUGAAAUCCUCCCUUCUAAAUUCAAACCCAAACUAGCAGCUCCAGCUGCCUUUGUGCAGGACAAGAAAGAUAUCUUGCUGUCUCAUGAGAAAGCUCAAAGCUGCGAAAACCUUCGUAGCUCCGUUGCCUUGUUCGAUAAUAAAAAAGCUUUGAUGGUAGAUAUAGGGGAAAGCAUAGAAAAUAUGUUGAUGAAGUCAAAGCAGGAGUAUACCAUCAAAUCCGGCAGUACCAUGAGCCUGCAGGAGUAUGGCACCAACUCUAGGAAAGGCAACCUGUUCCCUGCCUCCAGGAAGAGUGGGAUGGAGUUUACGAUGCUGUAUAAAGACAUGCACCAGAUCAACCGGUCCAGGAUCCAUUUGGGCACAGUCUCCUCCUGCAGUGUGAGGGAUAUUGCAUCUCAGUUUGAGAAUGAACCAAAGGACAGGUUGGAUCACAACCUUAGUCGAGAGGAUUCAGAGCAGAUCCCCAAACACACCGUUUCCUCCCGUAUCAGUGCCUUUGAGCAACUGAUCCAGAGAUCCCGAUCAAUGCCCGCGCUUGACUUUUCCACUGGACAAAACAGAUUCACCACUUCUCUCCAGUCUAAAACUUGUCUGAGUUCUGCCUACUCUGCAGAGAUUCUUCUGGAUUUGCCAAAAGCACACCAAGAAGAGAAGGAUGCUGCCAGCUUGGCAGACAAAUCCUCCCGCUCCUGCAGCAACGUGGAGGACACGGCUUCAGAUGUCAGUGAUGCCAUCCCUACGGACACGCUUUCAGCUUGCACAGAUGAGAUAGAUCUCCUCUCAAAUGCAUCCAAUGACAGCGGCAGCGGCAGCAGCAACCUCAACGGGCCUCAGAAGCAUAAAAUCAGCAGAUGCAAAGGCACAUGCCCAGCUUCUUACACCAGGUUCACUACCAUCCGAAGGCAUGAGCAGCAGCAGGCCUCCAGGAACCCUGAUUCCAGAGGGGAUGUGUACGGGGACAGACAUAUGCUCCCCAGAAACGUCUACCUAAUGAGCCCGCUCCCCUUCCGAUUGAAAAAGCCUUUCCAAAACAAGUCCUGCAGGACUCCACCCCCAGACUGCCUGGGAAGCCCAGCAGUGCCCAGCCCUGAGAACCCAGACGACCCCAUACAGCUGCAGGAGGGCAUAGGAGACAGGAGUCACCAUUCCCAGCACCACCUGUGCUCCAGAAACAGGCCUCUAGCCCCCAGGCGCCUGUCUUCCUUUGACAUUGUGGAGAGGCUUGGCUACUUCCCCACCGUGGGAUCUAGCCGAGAUGGCUUCAUGGGCCGGGCUGACACUCCUGACUCCUUAGACAAUGGGAACCCUGUUCUAUAUGCCCUCUGUCACAGCCUGGACACAAACAACAAUCCGCAAAGUGAACUUGGGACGUACCUAGGAGAUUCAGAAUCACCAAGGCAUUUUGCACCAGCUGAUUACAUGGAAACUCCAGAAGAAAUUCUGCGCAGACGGCAUGAUGAUAAAGAGAAACUUUUAGAGGACCAGAGACGGCUUAAACGUGAGCAAGAAGAAGCUGAUAUUGCAGCUAGAAGGCACACAGGGGUUAUUCCAACGCACCAUCAGUUUAUCACUAAUGAGCGAUUUGGGGACCUCCUAAAUGUAGACGAUACAGCAAAGAGGAAAUCUGGGUCAGAGAUGAGACCUGCUAGAGCCAAGUUUGACUUUAAAGCACAGACGCUAAAGGAACUUCCUCUGCAAAAAGGAGAUAUUGUUUACAUUUACAAGCAGAUUGACCAGAACUGGUAUGAAGGUGAACACCAUGGCAGAGUUGGCAUCUUCCCACGAUCAUACAUAGAGCUCCUCCCACCAGCUGAGAAAGCUCAGCCCAAAAAGCCAUCACCAUUGCAAGUAUUGGAAUAUGGAGAUGCUAUUGCUAAGUUCAACUUCAACGGGGACACCCAAGUGGAAAUGUCUUUCAGAAAGGGUGAAAGGAUCACGUUGAUUCGACGAGUGGAUGAGAACUGGUAUGAAGGAAAAAUCUCUGGCACCAGUCGCCAAGGCAUCUUCCCUGUCACUUACGUGGAGGUGCUCAAACGGCCAGUGGUCAAGAAUGCCAUUGACUAUCCUGACCCACCAGUGUCUCUCUCCCCUAACCGCAGCAUGACAGCUUCACCACAGUCUCCCAGCUCUGAGCUGCUCCAUACACCAACUCCUCCGCCUUUGCCCUCGGCGCGCCGCGCCUUGUCUCCAGAGGUGCAGGCGGUCACGUCGGAGUGGAUCGCUCUGACCGUGGGAGUGUCUCCUAGCCCCACUCCCGCCAUAACUCCUCCAUUGCCUCCUCCGCCUGAAGCCUCCCUCUCUCACACUGACUAUCUCUCGCCUUCUGCUGCAGCCAGCCCUUCCCCCACGGUCAGCCUCCAGCACUCUCACCUCUCUGGCUCCUCGACUCCCAGGCCCAUUAAAUGCCCAUUGCCCUCUUACUCAGCCGGACCUCAGUCGCCUGCCGGCAGUUUCUAUCGGGCCGCUCCGCAAAGCGAAGAGAAGUUUGCUGGCUCCCCUUCUCCCAGCGUAAGCUACUCCAACUCCCCUCGCUGGGCAAUGGAGAGCCCUGACAGCGUCCUCCCAGAGCAGCGUGACACCGCUAGCAGCCCAGCCUGGCUCCAAAAGAGUAGAGAGGGCAGCAGCAGCCCCCAGCAGGGUGCUCAUGCCGUUCCCAAGAUCUCUGUCGAGAGCUGCCUGAAACCAUCCCAACUAGACAUGCGUGCGAGCCCAGAAAGGAGACCUGUGGGUUCCUCUGAGGACAACCAGUUGUGUCAGGAGCUAAUGGCUAUUGUGCAGGGAGGUAAAACAGAGAAAAGAGCUGUGAGGAAAGGUGAUCUGGGAAAGUUUCAAAGCAGGGAAAAGAAGACUGCAGACUCAAAAGCAUUCUCUUCAUCUGCUCCUCUCUCUUCCUCUGCCCUCUCUUCCUCUACUGUCACAACACAGCCACCUCCCAGACUUACACGCAGAGUCAGUAAGCCACAGCCUUCCCACCAUUCAUUGAGAGCUGGACCAGAUCUCACAGAGUCUGAAAAGAGCUAUGUGGAAGCUGUUUGCAAUGAGAUCAUAAACAUUGCAGAAAAGUCUGUUCAUUACUGCAGUACUAUUUCUCAGCCUCUUGACUCUCGCCACAAGGUGACCUCUAAUGACCAUAAACCAUCUCUCAUCAUUUCUCAGCAACCUCAAGCACAGCAGCAAGGAGCCAGCCCUGACAGAAGUCAAACACCACGAGACAUAGUUAGCUACCAAGCCCUCUACAGCUACACUCCUCAGAAUGAUGAUGAGCUGGAACUAAGGGACGGCGACAUUGUCGACGUCAUGGAGAAAUGUGACGACGGCUGGUUUGUGGGUACAUCCAGGAGAACGAGGCAGUUUGGCACCUUCCCAGGCAACUACGUGAAGCUUCUGUACCUGUAA